Molecule: messenger RNA, 441 nt
Organism: Aaosphaeria arxii CBS 175.79
Lineage: Eukaryota; Fungi; Ascomycota; Dothideomycetes; Pleosporales
Exons: 2
Coding region: 1-441 (146 amino acids)
Biological process (GO): regulation of transcription by RNA polymerase II
Cellular component (GO): nucleus
Molecular function (GO): RNA polymerase II transcription regulatory region sequence-specific DNA binding; DNA-binding transcription activator activity, RNA polymerase II-specific
Source: RefSeq, a predicted model, not a curated record
AUGCCUUCUCCCUAUUCCCUUCCUCUAUCAGUAGCCGACGCAGGCUCUCACUCUUUCAAUCCCUCUCCUCCUGAAUCUAUCUAUGGCACAAGCAUGUCUCAAACAAUCAACAAAGCGUCUACAGACCUGUCACCCAGUUAUGGUUCCUCACCAUCAAGCCCAAAGAACCAAAGCCCCUCGACAGAUGGGUCAUUGUCAACACCAAAAUUGUCCAAAUCUCAACAUGUUUCUAACCCUAAUGAAUCCACCGCCCGCAUCGAGAAAAGGAGGCAAAACACGCUUGCCGCUCGUCGGUAUCGACAGAAACGAGUCGACCAAGUGUCCACCUUGGAAUCAGCUCUCAAAGACACCCAGUCCGAGAGAGAUGACCUGAAAGUCCGCGUUGCUCGGCUCGAAGGCGAAGUCGAGACACUUCGGGCGCUGCUUCGAUCGAACAAGUAG